Molecule: messenger RNA, 249 nt
Organism: Musca vetustissima
Lineage: Eukaryota; Metazoa; Arthropoda; Insecta; Diptera; Muscidae
Product: cuticle protein 19-like
Exons: 1
Coding region: 1-249 (82 amino acids)
Cellular component (GO): extracellular matrix
Source: RefSeq, a predicted model, not a curated record
AUGCCCGGUAUGCCCUUCGAAUUUGAAUAUGCCGUCAACGAUGUCGAAACCGCCAACGACUAUGCCCACAAGGCCAACAGCGAUGGCGAUGUGGUGACCGGUGAAUAUCGCGUCCAACUGCCCGAUGGCCGCACCCAAGUGGUACGCUACACCGCCGACUGGAAGACUGGCUAUCAUGCAGAUGUCAGCUAUGAAGGUGAACCUCAAUAUCCUCAGGGACCCAGUAGCAGACCCGGCUAUAAAUACUGA